Aspergillus tanneri is the source of this 1047-nucleotide messenger RNA. RefSeq lists its product as uncharacterized. The transcript has 3 exons. The record is from RefSeq and is a predicted model, not a curated record. Bases 1 to 1047 code for a protein of 348 amino acids. Lineage: Eukaryota; Fungi; Ascomycota; Eurotiomycetes; Eurotiales; Aspergillaceae.
AUGGGUCGUGAUAAAGUCAUUCUUCUUGGAGCCACCGGAACCACUGGUGGCUCGAUUAUAAAUGGACUUCUUGAGGAUGGUGGCUUUCAUGUUUCGGUCCUUGUUCGCCUUUCGUCUUCAAGUAAGCCUGCGGUGAAGUCUCUUAGAGAUAGAAACGUGGACAUUUGCAUCGCAGAUAUCACUACGGACAACUUUGAAUCCAUCGUCGAUAUACUGACUCGCUUUGAUAUCGUGAUCAGUGCAAUAGGAGCUGACGCACAACUGUGCCAGUUAAGACUGAUUGAUGCUGCAAAAGUGGCCGGCGUGAAGCGAUUCGUGCCCUGCGGUUUCAUCACAGUGGCGCCAGCAGGGGGAAUAAUGGACAUCAGGGAUGAGAAGGAGACUGUAUACCAGCAUCUUUGGAAGGCCUAUGUUCCUUACACAAUAAUCGACGUAGGCUUCUGGUAUCAGAUAUCUUAUCCCCGACUCCCGUCUGGCCGAGUGGACUAUGCUAUACCAAUUAAAAUGCCCCUGAAGCUAUACGGUAAUGCAGGUUUAGCCACUGCUAUCACGGACCUUCGCGAUAUAGGCCGUUAUGUUGCACGAAUCAUUCGCGACCCAAGGACUCUAAAUCAAAAGGUAUUUGCCUAUGGGGAACUAGUUAGCCAACAGGGGGCUGCAGAGCUCUUAGGGAAGCUCUCAGGAGAACAAAUCGAAUUCCACGAUCAUGUUAGUCUUGUUAAUAGCCCCCAUUUAGCAGCACGACAGAUUGACCUAAGAGCCUUAUGCAUACAGGUCGACUCCAACCAGAUGUUAGCAAACAUGGAAGAGGCGAAGGCAACGCUUUUACACAAUCCCACUGAUUAUAAAGCUCGAUUUGAAGUGAUAGUAGCCCAGUACCAGUACAGUAUGUAUGUUCGUGGUGAUAAUCACCCAUCAUACGCUGCAUAUCUUGGAUACUUAGAUGGGACUAAGCUGUACCCCGAUUUCAAGAGGAUCUCUUUUGAAUCCUGUCUGAAGGAAAUCCUCAGAGGCGACGGAUUCCGGAUCAAUCCAGGAAAUAUUUAA